CCUGGAGGGCACGCACGCCAGGGACUCGGCGGUGUCGGCUCGCGGCCGGCUUCAGACAAACGAAGUCCUAGUUGUGCGGGAACCGGUACCUUUGAACGCACAGGCUGCACCUUGUUUUGCGAACUCUGUGGGCGUGUAGGGACAGGGCAAUGGACUGGGUGAUGUCUCCCAGUUCAUGGUGGUCGUCUCAGUUACGUAGCAGCCGGCUGCACAAAGGCCCCCUGCCGGGGCAGACCUCCUGAGCAGCCUGUGGUCGGAAAGCCUGGGCCUUUGCUCAUGGAGCUUGGGCUGAGCGCAGGUGCCGGGCUGCCGGCCGCUGGUUCCCUUGAACGCAUCGCCCCUUGGUCUGACAUCCCCCGCCAAACAGGAGAGGCCUGAUUCGGUUUAUUUCACAGGACACUUACACGUGGGUCUCACUGUCCUUCUACUUUGCAGUUAACAAGUUUACAAUCCUGGCUAAGCCAGAAGAGCCAACGCGGGAUCUUGCCGACCGAGCACCCGGGUUUCCCGUCGAGAAGGCUGCCCAAACUCUGCGAGGCCUGAGCCUCCCGGCUCUGCGUGCCCGACUCUCGGCGUGGACGUGUUCUCGCGCUUUCUGGCGUGGGGGUCAGAGGGCGCGCUGCCGCGCAGGCGCACGGAGCCGAGGCUGUGGCGGCCAUGGGGGAGCAAAUGGCAACUAAAGAAGAAUUUGUUAAAGUCAGAAAGAAGGACCUGGAACGACUGACAACUGAAGUGAUGCAAAUACGGGACCUCUUACCCAGAAUACUAAACGGGGAAGUGCUGGAAAGCUUCCAGAAAUUAAAGAUUGUAGAAAGAAAUCUGGAAAGGAAAGAGCAAGAGUUAGAGCAACUGAGAAUGGAUUGUGAGCACUUCAAAGCCCGCCUGGAGUCUGUGCAAGAGGACAGCGUGAGAGAGAAGAAGGAGAAACUGGCUCUUCGACAGCAGCUGAAUGAAGCAAAGCAGCAGCUCCUGCAGCAGGCAGAGUACUGUACAGAAAUGGGUGCAGCAGCCUGUACCAUUUUGUGGGAUGUCUCCAGCAGUGAGGAAGUGGUCAAAGCCAUUCUGGGAGGAGAUAAAGCUUUGAAGUUUUUCAACAUCACUGGUCAAACAAUGGAGAGUUUUGUGAAGUCACUGGAUGGGGAUGUCAAGGAGCUGGAUUCUGCUGAAAAUCAGUUUGUUUUUGCUUUGGCUGGAAUCGUAACAAAUGUAGCUGCCAUAGCAAGUGGUCGUGAAUUCCUGGUUAACUCAAGUCGGGUGCUCUUGGACACCAUACUGCAGCUUCUGGGAGACUUGAAGCCGGGACAGUGCACCAAACUCAAAGUGUUAAUGCUGAUGUCCCUGUACAACGUGAGCAUCAAUUUGAAAGGCUUGAAGUACAUUAGUGAGAGUCCAGGAUUCAUCCCUUUGUUGUGGUGGCUUCUGAGCGAUCCAGACACAGAGGUGUGUCUUCAUGUGCUGCGCCUUGUCCAGUCUGUGGUUCUGGAGCCAGAAGUCUUCUCCAGGACGGCCUCGGAGUUCCAGAGUUCCCUGCCCCUGCAGCGCAUCCUGGCCAUGGCCAAGAGCCGCAACCCUCACCUGCAGGCCGUGGCCCACGAGCUCCUGGAGGACCUGCGCACUCGGGAGCAUGAUGCGUAGGGGUGCUCAGCACCACGUCUUCUCCCUGGGUCCCCACUUUGUCUUCUAAAGCCACCAACCGUGUGCCAUGUGUUACAGACAACAAAUGUGAUGCCUAGAGAUGGCUGUGUACUGAGAUGUGCCCAUCCGACUUGCUUCUGGAGGUGAACGUGCUUUUGUGGGUGGCUGGUUAACCUUGCCAGAGGUGAGGCUGAGAAAGGGUCCAUUCCUCCGUGAAGACCCAUGUCAGCUGCAUCCGGAAGAGGGCCUUCUCAGAGCGGCUCCUGCUGCCCAGGAGACCCUGAGACCUGUCGGUUCCCCCCUAAAAGCGGAAGGUUGAAUAACCGCCUACCCUGUUGGUCAGCGUUUUCCUGAGAUACCUUUCUUGAAAAACAGUUAGUUCAUUCGCUCUCUAAUAAUUAUAAUUAAUUCCUCCCCCCCGCCAGUUCAAGUUUACCUUUAAAUCUUUUGGUGAACCUGCUAUUUCAGAUGAUAUUGGACAUUUUAGUUCUAUAUUUUUGUGCCUCUUUUAUUUUUGAGUAAAGAAAGAAGAAUCAUUGGUGUGCUACAACUGUUGUUUUCUCAAAUAUUAUAAACUUGAUGUUAGGAAGGUAUAUAUUACAAUGCAUACGCGUGGUUGGUGGAAAAAUCUCUCCUUACGUUGUUCUGGGUCCUUUGGCUAUAAGCUCAGGAGUCCAGUUUUUCAUAUAACAGUAUCAU
This is a messenger RNA of Mesoplodon densirostris (Blainville's beaked whale), 2334 nucleotides long. It is a transcript of the gene HSF2BP, whose product is annotated as heat shock transcription factor 2 binding protein. The transcript has 8 exons. Bases 658 to 1635 code for a protein of 325 amino acids. The record is from RefSeq and is a predicted model, not a curated record. Gene Ontology annotation, cellular component: cytosol. Lineage: Eukaryota; Metazoa; Chordata; Mammalia; Artiodactyla; Ziphiidae.